Radiomyces spectabilis is the source of this 1869-nucleotide messenger RNA. Its product is annotated as SKIP/SNW domain-containing protein. Gene Ontology annotation, cellular component: spliceosomal complex. The coding region runs from base 43 to 1869 and encodes 608 amino acids. NCBI's taxonomy places the organism in Eukaryota, Fungi, Mucoromycota, Mucoromycetes, Mucorales, Radiomycetaceae. The record is from RefSeq and is a predicted model, not a curated record. Gene Ontology annotation, biological process: mRNA splicing, via spliceosome. The transcript has 5 exons.
UUUUUUUCUCUGGUUCAUCCACCGUACAUCAGCAUCUCCCUAAUGGCUACGUUAUCAAGCCUUUUACCAAAGCCUCGUCAAUCACUACAGUCGUCGACGGAAAGCACUCCACCGAUCGAAAAAGAAAUCAGCAGAAUUGUUGCGACUCGUAGCAAUAAUCGCAUUCCGCCGUAUGGACAACGUCUUUCGUUUCGACCACGAACCGCCGAAGACUUUGCCAAUGGCGGUGCAUAUCCUGAAAUUCAUAUUCUGCAAUAUCCUCUGGGCAUGGGCCGGAAAGACGGCAAGGCGACCGAAACGAGUGGCGGUGCUUUGACACUGCAAGUGGAUACGGAAGGCAAUGUGCAAUACGAUGCCAUCGCACGCCAAGGACACAGCGAUAAUCGCAUCAUUCACACAUCACUGAAAGACAUGGUGCCGCUAAAAGAACGAAAGGACGUUGAUGUCGAAAAGAUCGCCAUGGAUCGUCCCAGCGAGGAAGAAGUUCUAAGCGUCGCCGAAAAGACUCGUCUCGCUUUGGAAAAGAUUGUUAAUGGAAAAAUUGCAGCGGCCAAACCGAAAAACGUCGUAAGCACCAACGGCAACAACAAGGAUCCUACAUAUAUUCGUUACACACCAGCGGCGGGCCAAGGCAACGAUGCGUUCAACUCGGGAGCCAAGCAGCGCAUUAUUCGUAUGGUCGACGCUCCGCGCGAUCCCAUGGAGCCACCAGGAUUUUUGCACAAAAAGGUCCCAAGAGGCCCGCCUUCUCCACCGGCACCGGUGAUGCAUUCUCCUCCCCGAAAACUCACCGCCAAAGAACAAGCGGAAUGGGUCAUUCCACCCUGCAUUUCCAACUGGAAAAAUACCAAAGGUUAUACAAUCCCGCUCGAUAAACGCUUAGCCGCCGACGGUCGCGGCUUACAGGAACUCACCAUCAAUGAUAACUUUGCCAAAUUCUCGGAAGCACUCUAUGCUGCCGAUCGACACGCCAGAGAAGAAGUACGACAGCGUAAUUUGAUGCAGCAGAAAUUAGCACAGAAGCAAAAGGAAGCAGAAGAAGAAAAACUACGAAACUUGGCCCAACGAGCACGCGAAGAAAGAGCUGGUUUGAAACCGAGCGCUUCAGUCUCGGAAAGUCCUGCAGCUUCAGGUCGUCCUACGGCCGCCUCGUUGAUGCCCGACUACGACUCGAGUGAUGAAUCGGGUUCGGAACGCUCGGCCAGCGAAAGUGAAAGCGAAGAUGAACGACGACGUAGCCGAUCGCGCUCCCACAAGGGCGAUGACGAGGACGAACAAAAAGCACGAGAACGCGAUCAGUUACGUCGUGAACGUCAAAAACAAAGAGAGCGUGAAUUACGUAUGAGUAAAAUGGGUACUGAAGCAAGAGCAAAACAUUUGGCUCGUGAGUCAGGACGUGAUAUUUCUGAAAAGAUCGCUCUUGGUUUAGCCAAGCCGACUUUGAGUAAAGAAAGCAUGUACGAUGCGAGAUUGUUCAAUCAAUCCGAAGGUAUCGGUUCAGGUUUCAAGGAUGAUGAAUCUUACAGUUUGUACGACAAGCCUCUUUUCUCACAGACGUCGUCAUCCAUCUAUCGAUUCAAGAGCAAAGAUGAAUCGGAUGUAUUGGGUAGCACGGAUGCCGAGGAUUUGGAACGAGCUAUCAAGCAAGAUAAAUUUGGUAUCAAUCGUCGAGGAUUCCAGGGUGCCGAAGGAGGUCAAGGAUCUAGUGGACCUGUGGAAUUUGAAAAGGAAAUCGUUGGUGGUACUUCACAAAAGGCCGCCGACAAGGAUGUGUUUGGCCUUGAUACUUUCCUGAACAAAGCAAAGAAGGGAAAGAGAGCGCGUGACGAUAAUGAUAGCGACGAUGACGAUCAUCGACGAAAACGAUAA